This is a messenger RNA of Leucoraja erinaceus (little skate), 1818 nucleotides long. RefSeq names its product transmembrane protein 39A (gene tmem39a). NCBI's taxonomy places the organism in Eukaryota, Metazoa, Chordata, Chondrichthyes, Rajiformes, Rajidae. Gene Ontology annotation, biological process: negative regulation of autophagosome assembly; negative regulation of autophagosome maturation. Gene Ontology annotation, cellular component: endoplasmic reticulum membrane. The transcript has 9 exons. Bases 238 to 1788 code for a protein of 516 amino acids. The record is from RefSeq and is a predicted model, not a curated record.
CGCUCGCAGGUUGCGUUGCGGCGGCGGAGACGGCGACGGCGCGGGGAUCGCCACGUCGGAGACUCGGAGCCGGGGACAUAGACGGACAUAGAGGGGGUAGAUCAGCGGCCCCACACGGACCACACGGCGGCGGCGGCGGCAUGAGGUGGCGGGCGGCCACUGACGGCUCCACAUCCCCCCGCCUUCCAGCGGCCCCAUGUCGGCCCCCGCACCGCGCACUCUCCCCGUGCUGAGUCCAUGGUGGCGACGCGGCGCCGGAGCCGCGGGGUUAAUGUAGUGCAGAGCGUGCUGGCUUUGGGCGGAUCGAUCGCACUGGUGCUUAACUUUGAGCUGGUCCAUGCCAUGCCUGGUGGUCGGCGGGGUCCGAGUCGGCAGCAGCUGAGCCGCUCAGCGUUGCCAUCUCUGCAGACCAUCGUAGGUGGUAGCUGUGGCAAUGGGACUGGGAUGAGAAACAGGAACGGUACUGCCAUUGGUUUGUCUGCUCCUCCCAUUACUGCCUUGAUUACCCCCGAGCCGGUUCGCCACUGCUGCAUUCCUGAGCUGCCCACAGACGGGUGCCUUGUCUUUGAGCUACUCUUCUUCAUUUACUUGUUGAUGGCCCUGAUCGUUCAGUACAUCAACAUUUACAAAACAGUCUGGUGGUUCCCAUACCUUCAUCCUGCAGCUUCUACCUCACUGAACUUUCAUUUGAUUGACUAUCACCUGGCAGCAUUUAUUACCAUAAUGCUGGCCCGAAGACUGGUGUGGACUCUCAUUUCAGAGGCAUCCCAAACCAGUGCAACCUCUGUGGUGCGAUACACUUUGGUGAUAGUGGCUCGCUUGGUACUCCUCACGAUGUGCGGCUGGGUUUUGUGCUGGACGCUUGUUAAUCUUUUUAGAAAUCAUUCUGUGCUGAAUCUCCUGUUCCUUGGAUACCCGUUUGGUGUUUACGUGCCGCUGUGUUGCUUCCACCAAGAUAAUCGGAUCCAGCCAUUGCCCGCCGACUGUGGUUUUCUAUUAAAUGACCAGCUCGAUACGGGCACCAUCAGGCCAAAGGACUUCUUCACGCUUCUCCGAGAAUCAUUCAGAGAACAGUUUAAUAAUCCAACAUCCAUCCCCGCUCACACCUGCCCACUCUCUCCAGAUCUUAUCCGGAACGAGGUUGAAUGUUUGAAAAUUGAUUUUAAUAAAAGGAUAAAAGAAGUUCUCUUCAAUUCACUAUUUAGUGCCUACUAUGUAGCAUUUUUGCCCCUUUGUUUUGUUAAGAGUACACAGUACUAUGACAUGCGGUGGUCCUGUGAGCAUCUCAUCAUGGUUUGGGUAAAUGCCUUUGUGAUGUUAAUGAGUCAACUACUGCCUCCCAGGUACCGUGAUCUACUCCACAAAUCAGCUGCUCACCUGGGGAAAUGGCAGAAGAUGGAGCAUGGUUCUUACAGUAAUACACCGCAGCACAUAUGGUCUGACACAACGAUUUGGCCACAAGGUGUGCUGGUUCGACACAAUCGGUGCCUUUAUAAAGCUGUCGGUCCGUAUAAUGUAGCAGUGCCUUCCGAUGUCUCACAUGCCAGAUUUUAUUUUUUAUUCCACAAGCCAUUACGGAUGCUGAAUCUUCUCAUCCUGAUAGAAGGCAGCAUGGUCCUGUAUCAACUAUACUCUCUGCUUCGGUCAGAAAAAUGGAACCAUAUACUUUCCUUGGCUUUGAUACUGUUUUGUAAUUACUAUGUCUUAUUUAAACUUCUACGGGAUCGGAUCGUGCUUGGCAAAGCAUAUGCUUACCCUCUCGGUACUAUUGGACUGAAAUCUCAUUAGGAGACCCCAACAGGGGGGGGGGGGGGGGGG